Molecule: messenger RNA, 642 nt
Organism: Parasteatoda tepidariorum (common house spider)
Lineage: Eukaryota; Metazoa; Arthropoda; Arachnida; Araneae; Theridiidae
Source: RefSeq, a predicted model, not a curated record
GCAUUUAAGAAGGAGCACUUCUCCAUGUUGAACAAGAUACUCGUCAUGCAACACAACAUGGAGGAGAUGUUGGUGGAUCUCAAAAGAUCCACCGGUGCUCCUUCAAGAGAGCCACUGCCGGAGGGAGCACCUCAGCUACCCUUAAAAGCUGAGGUUGAGGUACAGCAGCUGGAGCAGUGGCUUUUGGAUAAAGCAAAUAAGUGUUCCCUUAUAAAUUAUUUGGCCCUUGUAGGAGGGAAGAAUGUUGAAAAAGCUACCAGAAACAUAAUGGGGCAAUUUUUUUCAAAAGAUGUUGCCCCAUCUUUCAAUUGGUUGGACGAGGAGACAAGAUGGCCUUUUCCACCCUCGCGGUUAAGGAUGUUGUUGUUAAUGCUGCUCUCAAAGGAGCAGGUCAACACCGUCAGCAUGGUGGAGGAGGCCAUUAAAAUGUGGCUGAAGGCAGCGAAAUGCUGACAAAAAAAUUAAUCUGUUUAAAGAAAUAAAUUUUAUUUAUUUAUUAUUUUUAUUCUGUAUUUAUCUGUAUAAAAAAAUAAAUUUCUGUAUAAAAAAUAAUUGAGUGUUCACUUCUUUUACUAAUUCUAAAACUUUGUUUUGAAAUUAAGUUAAUCUAAUUCUAAUGGUAUGUCUAAUUAUUAGUUUAUA